AUGAGGACUUACGACGAUACUUUCUCCGGUCAGAAGAUCUACCCUGGAAAGGGCAAACUCUACAUCCGCGGCGACAGCAAGAUCUUCCGCUUCGCUACCGGCAAAACCGAAUCCCUCUUCCUCCAGCGCAAGAACCCCCGCCGCAUCGCAUGGACCGUGCUAUGCCGUCGCCAGAGGAGGAAGGGUAUCUCUGAGGAGCAAGCCAAGACCCGCCGCCGCAAGCAAGUCAAAUCCCAGCGUGCCGUUGUCGGUGCCUCCCUCGACGUGAUCAAGGAGCGCCGUUCGCAGCGUCCCGAGGCUCGUGCGGCCCAGCGUUCGCAGGCUACACAGGCGGGCAAGGAGAAGAGGGCAGCGGCCCAGAGCGCCAAGAAGGCGGAGAAGGCGAAGGGGGCGGCUAAGGCGGCGAGUGGACAGAGCACUGGUCGGUGA
Messenger RNA from Recurvomyces mirabilis, 429 nucleotides. RefSeq names its product 60S ribosomal protein L24 (gene RPL24). Gene Ontology annotation, cellular component: cytosolic large ribosomal subunit. Gene Ontology annotation, biological process: cytoplasmic translation. The record is from RefSeq and is a predicted model, not a curated record. Gene Ontology annotation, molecular function: mRNA binding; structural constituent of ribosome. The transcript is spliced from 3 exons. Bases 1 to 429 code for a protein of 142 amino acids. NCBI's taxonomy places the organism in Eukaryota, Fungi, Ascomycota, Dothideomycetes, Mycosphaerellales, Teratosphaeriaceae.